Neomonachus schauinslandi (Hawaiian monk seal) is the source of this 2039-nucleotide messenger RNA. It is a transcript of the gene FEZ2, whose product is annotated as fasciculation and elongation protein zeta 2. The record is from RefSeq and is a predicted model, not a curated record. Gene Ontology annotation, cellular component: cytoplasm; axon. Bases 23 to 1153 code for a protein of 376 amino acids. Lineage: Eukaryota; Metazoa; Chordata; Mammalia; Carnivora; Phocidae. The transcript is spliced from 9 exons.
CGCGCCACUGCGCCGGGCGGCGAUGGCGGCGGACGGGGACUGGCAGGAUUUCUAUGAGUUCCAGGAACCGGCCCGGAGCCUCCAGGACGAGGAGAACUGUAACGCGAGCCCCGAGGCCGGCGCAGGGCCGGGCGGGGGAGGCGACGGCUUCCCGGCGCUGGCCUGCAGCUUGGAGGAGAAGCUGAGCCUGUGUUUCCGCCCCUCGGGUCCGGGCGCCGAGCCCCCGAGGGCGGCCGUGCGGCCCAUCACCGAGUGCAGCCUCCUGCAGGGGGACGAGAUUUGGAAUGCCCUGACAGAUAAUUAUGGAAACGUAAUGCCUGUGGACUGGAAGUCAUCCCAUACCAGGACCUUGCAUUUGCUUACACUGAACCUCUCAGAAAAAGGGAUAAGUGACAGUUUGCUCUUUGAUACAUCAGACGAUGAGGAGCUGAGAGAACAGCUGGAUAUGCAUUCAAUCAUCGUCUCCUGCGUUAAUGAAGAGCCCCUCUUCACUGCGGAUCAGGUUAUCGAAGAAAUUGAAGAAAUGAUGCAGGAAUCUCCAGACCCAGAAGAUGAUGAAACGCCCACCCAGUCAGAUCGGCUGUCAAUGCUGUCCCAGGAAAUCCAGACUCUUCAGAGGUCCAGCACAAGCAGUUAUGAAGAGAGAGUAAAAAGGCUCUCAGUCUCUGAAUUAAAUGAGCUACUGGAAGAAAUUGAGACCGCCAUCAAGGAAUUCUCUGAAGAGCUGGUGCAGCAGUUGGCCCUGCGAGACGAACUGGAGUUUGAAAAGGAAGUGAAAAAUAGCUUUAUUUCUGUUCUCAUUGAAGUGCAAAACAAACAGAAAGAGCACAAAGAAACAGCCAAGAAGAAAAAGAAACUCAAGAACGGCAGCUCUCAGAAUGGGAAGAAUGAGAGAAGUCACAUGCCCGGCACACGCUUCAGCAUGGAAGGGAUCUCAAAUGUCAUUCAGAAUGGCCUCCGCCACACCUUUGGAAAUUCAGGUGGAGAGAAACAGUACUUGACAACAGUCAUUCCUUAUGAGAAAAAAAACGGACCACCAUCUGUUGAAGAUCUUCAAAUAUUAACAAAAAUUCUUCGUGCCAUGAAAGAGGACAGUGAAAAGGUCCCGAGCUUGUUAACCGAUUAUAUACUGAAAGUUCUGUGCCCUACAUAGGGCAGCUUCGUGUCAGGAGCAGCUUUCUUUCGCGGACUCCAAGCUAGAUUUCGUACAGCAUUGUUCUGAAAGCUGGCUACCAUUCCCUUCCUGCCAUUGGAAACUCCGCACACUUGAACUUGGGUUUGUGAUUCAGUGUUACUAGAUCAUGCUUUCACUAAUUCUUUGUAUUAUGAACCAGGAGAAGUAUGACACUGUUCUGAAAUCUAGAGGUGUUUUGUGUUAAAUACUAACAAUUAUGAGCUCUUCUCUCCAACUUUGCAGAGGAAGAGGGAAGUCGUGUUUGUGCAUGCGCAGUUAUAUUUUUCCUGAGCUGACAGUAUGCCCAGUUGAGUUCUUAUGGCUUUCUAGAUCUGAACUGCACUGAAGAACUAGAUUAAAGCAUUGAGAGAUUUAUAUUGUAGCUAUUCUUCGGUGGUGGCGAGAACCGAUGCUGAUCUUUAUAAGGGGACUGUCAGGAUAAAUAUUACCUACCAGUGUUGUCCAGGGAGACUGAAACGGAAACACGGGCUGUUCUUGGAAGAAGUGGAAGCCGAAUGUGCGCUCUCCCUAGUGGGGAGCGGGCUGAUGUUGGAGGUUGCUGCGGGUUUCACCACUGUUCAGAUGUUAACCAUUAAGUUGCCAUUCACUUUCAGAACUUUGUAUUGAACUUUGGAUGUUUAUAUGUCUGCAAAGAAGUGUCCUUUACAAGGAGUUUGUGUCCCCUGAGGUGCUUUCAUGUCUGCACAGCCGCGCCCCGCCCCCACUCCUGGUCUGUGUCCUUCGUGCGGGGGCGUCCUCCCCAAGUGCUACUCCGGGAGCAGCUACUCAUCCAUCCAGCACUGGUCCUGAAACACUUUUCUGCCAGUUCCAGUCAAGUCAUUGCCAUUUAAUAAAUGUUGGAAAA